AUGAUGGCUACUUUCCUUGUGCCGCUGGCCAUCUCCUUGCUCUCCGUUGGCCUCCUGCCUUAUGUCUUUCGGCUGGUAGGGCGUCUCAUCGGGCUCUCUCUCCGCAGCAAGACCAAACAGCGACGCGAAAUUCUCCUGGAGAGAGCUGUUGUUGCCGAAGAUCAGUCUCCUGCCGAUGGCGAAAGCCGUUCUCCUCCAACCGAAGCGUCAGUUGCCUCUCUGGACGACGAGGAAUGGGAGAAGGUGAACGCUGGCGAGAAGACGCCGCCUCGAGCAACAUCCGCGAACGCCGAUCAGUCGUACGCCGGUAUCAUCGGUUUCUUUCAUCCUUUCUGCAACGCUGGUGGGGGAGGCGAGCGUGUGCUGUUUGCGGCAAUUCAAGCUACUCAACAUCGCUACCCCAAGGCACUCUGCGUGGUGUAUACCGGCGACCAGGACGCUUCCAAGGAGCUGAUCAUUUCAAACGCCCACAACCGCUUCAACAUUCCCCUCAAUGCCGCUCGCGUGUCUUUCAUCUUCCUCGCCGAGCGAGAGUGGGUUCUGGCUUCGAGAUGGCCGCGCUUCACCCUCUUGGGUCAGAGUCUUGGUUCCUUGAUCCUGGGGUAUGAAGCCUUCAGCCUCGUUGUUCCGGAUGUCUUCGUCGAUACUAUGGGUUACGCUUUCGUGCUCGCCUUGUGCAAAUGGCUCUUCCCCAAGAUGCCCGCCGGGGCUUACGUCCAUUAUCCAACCAUUUCGACCGACAUGCUGAGCAGUCUACACGAUGAAACUCAAGGCCGCGGUCUCAACGCCGGUUCCGGAAAAGGCGCAGCUGGCAAAGCAAAGCUAUGGUAUUGGAAGUUGUUUGCCGGGCUGUAUUCAUGGGUGGGAGGACACAUCGAUGUCGUGAUGACCAACAGCUCGUGGACACAAGCACACAUCACCUCACUGUGGGGCCCAUCUCGCACGAAACGAAGGAAGAAGUUCCCCAUCUCGAAAGUGUACCCACCCUGCGCAGUGGAGGAACUUCACCGAAAGCUACCGGUCACCGAGGAAUCGGAGGCCCAACGAUCCAGGAACCUGAUAUACAUCGCACAGUUCCGACCGGAAAAGAACCACCAGACCAUCAUCGCCGCCUUCGCUCUCUAUCUCAAAAGUCUUUCGCCGAAUGCUCCGAAGCCAAAACUUAUACUGUGCGGCAGUGUGCGCGACGACCAGGAUGAGAAACGGGUCUACAAACUUCGACUGCAAGCGUUGGAGAUCAAAGAACAUGUGGAAUUUGUGGUGAAUGCCAAGUGGACACAAAUCCUCGACCUUUUGCGCACGAGCAGCAUCGGUGUCAACGCCAUGUGGAAUGAGCAUUUUGGUAUCGGCGUGGUGGAGUAUCAAGCCGCGGGGCUCAUCAGCGUUGUCAAUGACUCGGGCGGUCCCAAGGAAGAUAUCGUCGUCGAUAUCAUGGGACAGAAGACUGGUUUCCACGCUUCCACCGAUCAGGAAUACGCAGAUGCCUUCGCCAAGGCUCUGGCAUUGUCGCCCGAGGAUGCUUACGCUAUGCGUCACCGCGCUCGUACAAGUUCGUCCCGCUUCUCAGAGGAGGUCUUUCGCUCCGCGUGGACCAUUCACUUGGAUCGCUUGGUUGAGCUUGGCCGGGCCUGA
This is a messenger RNA of Neohortaea acidophila, 1632 nucleotides long. RefSeq lists its product as uncharacterized. NCBI's taxonomy places the organism in Eukaryota, Fungi, Ascomycota, Dothideomycetes, Mycosphaerellales, Teratosphaeriaceae. Gene Ontology annotation, biological process: protein N-linked glycosylation. Bases 1 to 1632 code for a protein of 543 amino acids. Gene Ontology annotation, molecular function: GDP-Man:Man(3)GlcNAc(2)-PP-Dol alpha-1,2-mannosyltransferase activity. Gene Ontology annotation, cellular component: endoplasmic reticulum membrane. The transcript is spliced from 2 exons. The record is from RefSeq and is a predicted model, not a curated record.